AUGAAGGACGUGAGAGCCGUAGUGGAGAGCAUGGUGAGGGAGGCGAUGGAGUCCACCGAGAUUAGGGGGUCGGCACAAGCUCUGGCGCAGCAGGUGAAGCGGGCCAUUGCGGACGGAGGGUCGGCGGCGACGGCGACAGAGUUGGAGCGGCUCGUCAAUUCGUGGACGAUGGCGCGCCAUCUCUUUGCGUCGCUGCUGCUCGGCGAGCUCGCGUUGUUGGCCGACGUCGCGGCGGCCGGCGGCGGCGCCAAGCCCCACGUUAACCACGGCAAGUUCACGGUGGGCCCGUGGAAGGACGGGCACGCGACGUUCUACGGCGGCCGCGACGGGUCCGGCACGACGGAGGGGGGUGCGUGCGGGUACAAGGACAAGGAGGCUGAAGGGUACGGCAUGCAGACGGCGGCGGUGAGCCCGGCGCUGUUCGACGGCGGGGCCGGGUGCGGCGCGUGCUACGAGGUGAAGGGCGCGGAGGGCGUCAGCACCAGCAAGGCCGGCGCGGCGCCGGUGGUGGUGACCGCGACGAACCAGGCCCCGCCGCCGGUCAACGGGCAGAAGGGCGAGCACUUUGACCUCACCAUGCCGGCGUUCCUCCAGAUCGCGGAGGAGAAGGCCGGCAUCGUGCCCAUCUCCUACCGCAAGGUGGCGUGCGCGAAGCAAGGCGGGAUCAGGUACACGAUAACGGGGAACCAGUUCUACAACAUGGUGACGGUGACGAACGUGGGCGGCGCCGGGGACGUGGCGGCGCUGCUGGUGAAGGGCAACAAGCGCGUCAAGUGGACGCCGAUGAAGCGGAGCUGGGGCCAGCUGUGGACGACGGAGGUGGACCUCACCGGCGAGUCGCUGACGUUCCGCGUGAUGACCGGCGACCACCGCAAGGCCACCUCCUGGCACGUCAUGCCUCGCGACUGGCAGUUCGGCAAAACAUACCAGGCGACCAAGAACUUUUAG
Molecule: messenger RNA, 948 nt
Organism: Phragmites australis (common reed)
Lineage: Eukaryota; Viridiplantae; Streptophyta; Magnoliopsida; Poales; Poaceae
Product: expansin-A26-like
Exons: 3
Coding region: 1-948 (315 amino acids)
Biological process (GO): plant-type cell wall organization
Cellular component (GO): extracellular region
Source: RefSeq, a predicted model, not a curated record